Molecule: messenger RNA, 1819 nt
Organism: Schistocerca gregaria
Lineage: Eukaryota; Metazoa; Arthropoda; Insecta; Orthoptera; Acrididae
Gene: spz4
Product: protein spaetzle 4
Exons: 5
Coding region: 384-1604 (406 amino acids)
Biological process (GO): innate immune response; regulation of Toll signaling pathway; central nervous system formation
Cellular component (GO): extracellular region
Molecular function (GO): Toll binding; growth factor activity
Source: RefSeq, a predicted model, not a curated record
ACUGCCUGUGUUUACAGGCAGACGCACCUGAAGCGCGCAUGCGCGCAGCGCGGUGCGCCCAGUGUGUCACGACACACAUCUGCCGGGCUGCGCGUAACGGGACGGCGCCCCCCACCCCCUCGGCCCGUCUGCGCUGACCCACUUGACGGCGCGGCUUUUUUUCUGGCUUACGGUAACGCGGCUGGCUGCGAGCGCCUGCAGUGCCCGACGCGACGGCGGCCCGAGAGGUUCGGAAGGACGAGCGAUCAGGAAGAGCGCUCGGCCCAGCGACGAGGAGUGGUGAGGCGCGAUGCGGAGCUGCCAGCAGCGACCCCGACCCAGACCCAGGUAGCGGCCAGCGAGCGCAGCGCCACAGCACCGCCAGACGUCGCGUCGCCACAGGGAUGGCCGCACACGGCCUGCUCCUGAUUAUUCUAAGUUGCAUUCACAUUUUACAUGCAUAUGAUGGCUAUUCGUCAUGUGCGAAACCAUACAGGACGUCUAAAUCUCAUGAACCACCAUGUGACUUUCAGAAGCAAUCAUGGUGCACAGUCCCUGGAAGUGCCUACCCCUGGCAUGCAGUUCGUCGAUUUGUCCAGGAGAACCAUGGCCUGAUGCGAAGAAUGUAUGGUGAAGAAAGACACAUUUCUGUCCUCAGAGCUGAAAUUGUGUCCAAUGAUGUGAAUUACAUGCACGACAAUGAAUGGAAGCUUGGAGAAUCGCGAAGAACAUCAUUCAGAAAUAAGGCUCCUGUGACAAGUGCCACUACAAAGGAACAGAAGCAAGAAGCUCCCUCUUCAUCUACCUCAACUGCAUCUCCUCAAGGAACAACUACAAACACUAAGAGCACUACACAGAACACGACACAGAAUCUGAAGCCAUCUCCACUAACCACUACCAAUUUUUCCUCAAAGUAUAAUACCACCCAGCAUACAACUGUAACACCUGCCAGCACACUGCUGACAACUACUGCUCAAGAUAACAGUACAAGUUUCAUUGAAGACUCUACAGAAGACAGCUUUAUGGGAUCAAGCCUUGUGCCAGAUCUUAUUACUGAUCAGAUUGAAAUAACUACUGACACAGUUAUUGUUACAAAUACUCACAUAACAACUACUGAAGGGACAACCAGUACAACAGCACAGCUACCGAAGGAGGACGUUUCAGAAACUAUGCUUUUUCAAGAUGCACAAGCGAAGCAUAAGGAACAGCCACUGCCAGCACACAGACUUCGAGGAGUGAAUGCUUGUCCUGUGAAAGAAGAAGUUGUAGCACCUUUUUGGGCUAACAACACCCGAGGGGAAGUUCUUGCUUUAUUGAAUUUGUAUCCAUUUGAGCAAUAUGUUCACUGGGAAAAAUGCACGUAUGAGCUGAAACAAAUGUACUGUCGCGAAGGGUGUCGCUGUGAACAACAGUAUCGUCUUCACAGACUGUUGGCGUAUGACCCCAACAAUGAAUGUCGUGGAAUAUUCUCCGAUUGGUUUAAAUUUCCAUCAUGUUGUGUUUGUCGCUGCUAUGACCUGCCACCUGAAUUCCAAAUGACAUCUCGAAGUCCAAGAACCCAGCCAUCAGUCUCAAACAGCUUAGGACAGCCACCAACUCAUUGGUAUAAGAAAGAAAGUGACUAAUUUUCAUGUACUAUAUUUGCAAAGACUUCUGCAGGGAACAACUAGUAUUUAAUUGUAUUGAAGUUAAUUUUGAAACAAUUUAAUAUUAACACCCCAAUACUGCUGCAUACCAUGCGAGAUGAGAUAUAAUUAUAUUACACUGGAUUACUGAAGGAGGGAGGGAGAGAGAGAGAGAGAGAGAGAGAGAGAGAGAGAGAGAGAGAGAGAGAGAGAGA